This is a messenger RNA of Rotaria sordida, 859 nucleotides long. Lineage: Eukaryota; Metazoa; Rotifera; Eurotatoria; Philodinida; Philodinidae. The record is from the annotation of a GenBank genome assembly.
AUGUCAAAUCCAUUUUUAAUUCUAUCUGAUUCAUCAUCAACUUCAACAAAUCCAUAUUCAACAGCAUCUUCAAAAGUAGUUUCAAUCGAUAAUGAUUCUUCUUCUUCUUCUUCUUCGACUACAAAUAUUUAUAAAGAUAUUCUUGAAGAUGUUCUUCUAUGUACCAUCGAUGAACAACCAUCAUCAUCACUUAUCUAUUUAGCUGAAUUAGCUAUAGAAUUACCUGAAAAUUUCGAUAAAAAUUUUAUUGAUCAAGCUUUAUUUGAACGUCUUCAUAUGAUAGAUCCAUCAACUCAAUUAUUAACAUCAAUAACAAAAAAAUCAACAAUAAGAAAUGAUAUAAAUAUGAUUACUGAAAAUCGUUGUAUACAUUAUUUAGUUGGAUGUUAUCAAAGAUUAUUACGACAACGUAAUCAUUUUAAAUUAGUAUUUGAAGAUAUUAGAAAAUUAUUUAUUGAUCAUACAAAAACAGCAAUUAGUUUACCAGAUCUAUAUGAUGGUCAAGAUUUAUCUAAACAAUGGUUAGAAUUAUUAAUUGAUGGUCAAGAAAAUCCACUUUUAUAUGAGUAUAUUGAUUGUAUUAAUAAUGAUUUUUUAUCAGAAAUAACCGAUGAAAUUGAAAAUCUUUAUAAUUCUGUCUUUCGUUAUAUAUAUAAAAUGAUUCAACCACUUGAUUAUUUUUCUACUGAACUUAUUACAUAUAUUGGAGUAUUAAAAUAUCUAGCAAAAUGGCCAGCACUUGUUCGAAUUAUCUUUCGAUUAUCUCAUCCAAAAACAACAUCUAAUCGUUCUAUACAAAAUCCUUUUGGAUCAUCAGGUGGUGGUCGAGCAUUUGAAGAUACAUUAAUUGGUAGUCUUC